Messenger RNA from Lactuca virosa, 375 nucleotides. The record is from the annotation of a GenBank genome assembly. Lineage: Eukaryota; Viridiplantae; Streptophyta; Magnoliopsida; Asterales; Asteraceae.
AUGCUCCAGAUUGACGAUUCACUUGGAUAUGAAGCUGUUGGUGCCACAAAGAUUCCAAUAAUUUCCAGAAAUCCGAUUCAGGCACAAGAUCAUAUGGACAAGGCAUCUGUGCUUGAAGAUGCAUCUAUUUACAUAAAAGAACUUCAAGAUUGGGUGAAGGAACUGGAGGGAUUAUCAGGAACAAAGAGAAAGAAUGUUCAAGAAUUUGUUAUGUCCAUAAGGAGGUCUAGGCUUAGUACUAGUGAUGAUGAAUACUACUCAUCUGAUGAAACGAACUCUAAAGACAAUACUCAUCUUUGCAAAUUGUCACCUGAGAUUGAAGUUCAGAUGUCAGGGAGCAGUGUGCUUGCAAAUCUCGAACCCAUGAGCAUAUAA